This is a messenger RNA of Tripterygium wilfordii, 1973 nucleotides long. RefSeq names its product integrin-linked protein kinase 1-like. Gene Ontology annotation, biological process: protein phosphorylation. The transcript is spliced from 12 exons. The record is from RefSeq and is a predicted model, not a curated record. Lineage: Eukaryota; Viridiplantae; Streptophyta; Magnoliopsida; Celastrales; Celastraceae. Gene Ontology annotation, molecular function: ATP binding; protein kinase activity; protein binding. Bases 314 to 1681 code for a protein of 455 amino acids.
CUACCCACAACGACAACUCCUGAAACCUUGAACAGGACUCGUAAACCCCGCUUCCCUUCAAGUAGUGUCUCCAUUGAACCUUCCUCUCUUGCUCGUUCUGAAUUCUAUCCUCUUUUACAGUUCGUCUAUAUAUAAGCUAAAUCAGCUUUGAUUGUUCGGAAGUUGGGGUUUAAAGGUCUCAUUAUUGAGUGCAAUUGGGGUUCAUCUCAAACUGCGGCAAUUUUGUUGAUUCUUGAGUUAUUCACAGAUCAGGAGACAUUGUUGAUCUGCUCGGGUUUAUUCAUUGUGUGAAAAACAGAUUUGAUCUUUGUGAAUGGAUACAAAGGCUCCAGUGAGGUUCACGCUAGGGAAGCAGUCUUCAAUGGCGCCAGAACGGCACCGUGAGGAAUCAGGAGUGGAUGGAGAUCAGGAGCAGGAGGAGGUUGAUGGAUUGCGUUUGAUGUAUCUGGCAAAUGAAGGCGACGUGGAGGGGAUCAGGGAGCUACUGGAUUCAGGAAUCAACGCUAAUUUUCGGGAUAUGGAUGGCCGAACAGCGCUUCACGUUGCUGCCUGCCAGGGUUUGACGGAUGUCGUUGCCUUGUUGAUCGAUAGAGGUGCGCUCGUCGACCCCAAAGAUCGAUGGGGCAGCACGCCUCUGUCCGAUGCUAUACACUAUGAGAAGAACGAUGUGAUCAAACUCCUGGAAAAACAUGGUGCAAAACUUCUGAUGGCAUCAAUGCACGUUAAACAUCCACGUCAAGUCCCAGAAUAUGAAAUUGAUCCUAAGGAGCUUGAUUUUACCCACAGCGUGGAAUUAACAAAGGGGACCUUCCAAAUAGCAUCAUGGCGUGGAACUCAAGUUGCUGUUAAAAAGCUUCAGGAGGAUGUGUUUUCUAAUGACGAUAAAGUGAGAGCAUUUAGGGAUGAGCUUGCAUUGCUACAGAAGAUACGGCAUCCAAAUGUGGUCCAAUUUUUGAGUGCUGUUACUCAAAGUAGUCCAUUGAUGAUUGUCACAGAAUAUUUACCCAAGGGAGAUUUUAGUGCAUAUUUGAAUCGGAAGGGAGCAUUAAAACCAAUAAUAGCUGUCAGAUUUGCACUUGAUAUCGCAAGGGGAAUGAACUAUCUGCAUGAGAAUAAGCCGGCUAUAAUUCACCGUGAUCUUGAGCCUUCAAAUAUAUUGCGGGAUGAUUCUGGGCAUCUCAAAGUUGCAGACUUUGGGGUUAGCAAGCUGCUCACUGUUAAAGAAGAUAAGCCUCUAACUUGCCAUGAAACCUCGUGCCGAUAUGUGGCACCAGAAGUUUUCAAGAAUGAAGAAUAUGAUACCAAAGUGGAUGUGUUUUCAUUUUCUCUAAUUCUACAGGAGAUGAUUGAAGGCUGUCCGCCCUUUUCUGCAACACAAGAAAUUGAAGUUCCUAAAGUAUAUGCAGCAAGAAAGCGUCCACCUUUUAGAGCUCCAGCAAAGUAUUAUGCUCAUGGACUUAAAGAUUUGAUUGAAGAGUGCUGGAAUGAGAACCCAUCAAAGCGACCAACAUUCAGGCAAAUAAUAACAAGAUUGGAGUCCAUUCACAAAAGUAUUAGUAACCGGAGGCAUUGGAAGGUGAGACCACUAAAGUGUUUCCAGAAUCUGGAGGCUAUGUUGAAGAAAGAUCACUCAAAUCGCAGCAGCGGAAGUGGCUCUUCCCAUUCUGCGCGUAGCAUAUGAAUAAUGGAGGAUUUGUGCUUUGCUUAUUAAUGUACAUACAUUGCGAUUUGCCAGCUUGGUAACCAAAUGGCGACUUUGUAGAAUUGUAGAAUUCUACUUCUAGCUUGAGUUUGUUCUCUUCCCUUUGAAUUGCGGGCUGAGAAUUACAUUUAUAUGUCAUGUAAUGACGUUUAUGUACGUUUUUAUGCCUGGUUACCAACUCAUAUCUAACUAAUUGUACGUUGUAUACUUGGCCUUAUUCACAUUAUAUGCCGUCCUCUGGAAUGCAGUCUAUUGCCUGCAAAAGGAGAAA